This is a messenger RNA of Anneissia japonica, 6923 nucleotides long. Its product is annotated as LIM domain and actin-binding protein 1-like. Gene Ontology annotation, biological process: actin filament bundle assembly. The record is from RefSeq and is a predicted model, not a curated record. The transcript has 11 exons. NCBI's taxonomy places the organism in Eukaryota, Metazoa, Echinodermata, Crinoidea, Comatulida, Comatulidae. Gene Ontology annotation, molecular function: actin filament binding. The coding region runs from base 256 to 3114 and encodes 952 amino acids. Gene Ontology annotation, cellular component: plasma membrane; actin cytoskeleton.
CGGUACUGUCCCUCUGUUGUUACUAGUAUCCUCCUCCUUUCUCUGACACUCUGAACGCUUGAAUAUCAUCUGAAAUCCCGGAAGUACGAAUCGAGACCAGACCAGACCGUGUUAGAUACUUGGGCGGCGAGAACGGUGGUCAUUUCUAAAGCUAGGAGGGUCUGAAUUGUGGACAGUUGUACUGUAGCAAAUUCGGUUACUUUGGAACAAGUUUGCAAAACUAUUGAACAAACAACUUUCAUCAAAAAACACAUAAUGUCAGACUCAGAGGUUGCACGUGAGUCCCAUGACAGUGAGACAUUUGAGAUCAUUGGUGAUGAACGAGAUGUUGUUCCAGAUAAAUCUGUUGUAGAAGAGGAAGAAGUCAUGAAAGAGAAUGGAGAUGUUGAUAUACUUCAUGAAGAUGGUGAUGUUUAUAAUGGUGAAAGUGAUCUCACUAAGCAAAAUGGCAUUGGUCAGCAUGGACCUGUGGAUGAGGAAGAACCUGUGGAUGAGCCUGAAGAUGACCAACUAAAUGAUGAAGCAGAAGUCAGAGAAGUACAGGAGAUCCUGGAACCUGAGCUAAAAAAGAUUGGGAAUGAAUCAGAGGAGGUUGUAGAGCAGGUUGUAAAUGAAAUGCCUGAGGUAACAGCAUCAGAGGAGGAUGAGGAGAAAGAGGAUGAGGGAGGAAAGACGGAAGAAUCAGUAGAAGAUAUUCCUCAAGUUGAAAUUGAAGUAACAAAACCUCCAGUACAAGAACCAGAAAGACAAGAUGAAAAAGAAACAGAACUUAGGAGAAAGUUUGACAAAUCGAUUGUUGUCAAACCACGGAUACCAUCCAAUCCCAGAACAGAAAAGCUUUCCAUCGCCUCACGUCUUGCCUUAUUUGAGCAGGCUUGUAAAGGUAGCAGUGAAAAUAGUGAGACUGUUGAGGGAGCAGGAGAGAAAAGCGAAUUGCAUAAGCUUGAAGGCUCCAAGUUUUCACACUUUGAGGACAAAGAGAAUGAGACCAAAGAAAAUGAGGAAGGCAACAAACCAAAACGAGGACCUUCACGACGCUUGGACAAGUCAAGAUUCUCUAGAUUUGAGCAGAAAACUGCUGAUUCCACAGACUCUGUCCCAGCCUGGAAAAAGAACAGGGGGAGUGUAAAUUCUUCGGCUGCUGCUAAGAAGUUUGCAGCACAGAAUCAAGAUGCUAGCUCUUCGAAUUGCAAAGUAUGUAACAAAAAAGUCUAUCCAAUGGAAAGACUAGCAGCAGAUGGUGCAGUGUAUCACAAAUCCUGUUUUAAAUGUACAGAGUGCAAAGCAACCCUACGUUUGGGCAAUUUUGCUAUGGCUAAAGGACAGUUGUUUUGUAAGCCACACUACAAACAGCUAUUCAAACUGAAGGGCAAUUAUGAUGAUGGAUUCACUCCAGGUGCAAACCGACCAGAAUUCAGUGUGGGUGAAGAAAACACAAGCCCUUCAACCAAUGGUGUAUCCCAAAAUGCAAUCAAAACAUCUGAGCAAGAUGCAGAAGAAGUGUUUGAUUUGAAGAAUAGAAGGUCUAGAUUUGAUGGCACAGAGCAGACUAGUACAACUGUUAUACAAAAAGCAGGGCCACCUGUGGAUUUCCCAGUAGCAGGAUCAGACGGUCAAAUUGCAGAAAGUGAACCAAUCCAGAGAACAGAUGUUGUGCGAGAAGGAGAUGCUGCAGAGAAAACAUCUGUUGGAAGUAUGAGAUCCUUGAAAGAUCGUUUCGAACAGGGAAAGGUUUCAAAUGUUGAAGUACGAAAAUCAUUUGAUCCAGAAAAUGAUAAAGUUGUAGUUGAGAGUGAUGGUACCAGCCAUGUCUCAGAAAAUCAACCAGUAGUCCUUGAAGGAGUUGUGACAUCAUCACAAGAAUUAGCUGAGGCAUGUACUAUGGAAGGUGGCAUGAGGGCUGUCAAGGACCGAUUUGAGUCUGGAAAAGUAAGUGAAACCACAGAAAAAAAGACCCCAGAGCCAAUAGAUCUUACAUCAGAGAUUUCAAAUACAUCUAUUAGAAACUCAAUCCUUGCAGAAAAUGAGCCAAUAAUACGAGAUGGUGUGGUUCGAUCAGGUGAUGAUAUGGAUGAAGUAAAAGUGAUAACUGGUGGAAUAGGUUCCCUGAAAAAUCGUUUCGAAAAAGGAAGUGUUUCAAAUGUUGAAGCUGUUAGGAAGCAAGAACCUGAAAGAGUCAUCCGUUCAUUGGAGAAUUACACAGAAAAUGAGAGUAGUGUUGGCCAUGUUGCUGAAAGCACACCAAUUGAGCGUAACGAUAUCACGCGUGAAUCAACAGAAGUUGAUGAUGGAAUAUCACAAGGUGGUGCAAAGUCUUUGCGGGACAUCUUUGAAAAAGGUAAUGUAAGCAAUCUUGCUGAGAAAACAAAAGAUAAGAUUGAAUUAAAAAGUGAAAUCGAGGGUGCAGGACAAGUUGCUGAAAGUCAACCUAUUGUCAGAAGUGAUGUUGUAAAGGCAGAUAUGGAGAUGUCUUCAAAUGAGUUGAAUGUUGGAGUGUCAAAAUCACUCAAAAACAAAUUUGAAAAGGGAGAGGUACAUAAUGUUGAAGAGACACCAAAAUCUGAACUUGAACGUCCCCCACGAUCAUUGGACGAGUUUGCGUCAGGGGACAGCCAAGUAAGCGAAAAUAUACCAGCACCACCAAUUGAAGGCAUCAUCAGAUCUUCAAUGGCAGAUGAUUCAGUUGAUAGUAUUGAAGGAGGAACACGUAACCUUAAGGAAAAGUUUGAAAAAGGAGAGGUUAAUGUUGACAAGGAUAAUAAACACUUGGAUGGGGAAUCAAAAUCUAUUGACCUGUACAAAUCUGAAGAUGGUCAGGUUGCUGAAAAUGAGCCACUUGUUAGAGAAGGUGUUGACAGUGGGUCGUCAGAUCUCAUUGAGCCUAUGUCACCUGCUGCUGGGGCUGUCAAUCUGAAAAACAAGUGGGAAAAAGGUGAAGUUCAUAAUGCAGAGGUGGCUAAACCUAAAUUAGACAUGAGCCCAAGAAGAUUGACAGAAGUAAACGGAAACGAGGAAAUAAAUGGUGGCGAGGUAAUGAAUGGAUGGACACAAGAUUGUGCUUCUGUGGAGAUUAAAGCUUCAAGAUCUGUUGUGAUGGAGCAAGAAGAUCUCUAAGAAUUUUUAGAACAUCACAUUUCGGGAGCUUUAUUGACCAAAGUGGUGUUUGUAAAAACUAAAUGAGCUAAUUUGUAGAUAUCCUUUUUAUUAAGUUUGUUUUUAACAAUGUCUUUUCAAUGAUGACUAUUUUGCAAUUGAAAAAAGCUGAGUGAAAAAAGUAACUUCUUAUUGUCAAUGUAUGUUAAGCAUGUAGAAUAGUUGUAUUUCGGUUGAACAUUGACAUUUUUACAUGUGAAAUUUGUAUAAAGCUUAGUAUGUCAAUGCUUGUUGCAAAUUAAAAUUAGGUUUAAUACUUAUGAGUAGUUGAGUGGGUUCAGGUUUAUUUUACCCACAUUAAAUUAUUUCUACUGGAAACAAAUCUGGGUGUUUUUAUGACGUAAAACUCUGCCUAAUCUAGUUGAAGGCUACAAGCUAACAUCCUUUCCUACUGUUAAUUUUGUGAUGUUUUUGUGCUUCUCUGCAUUGUCGAAGCCACUUCUUCAAUUCCAAUUGAUUGUUUAUGAUUUACGCUGUACUUGUUGGCAUUCUUGAGUAAUGUACAAUAUAAGAAAUGACAACAGCACUUUUAAGACAAAAUAUAACAUUUAUUUAGCUCUAGCUUUUGUUACACAGUGGAUUUCAUCAGGAACCUGAGUAUAUUUCAUCAGGAGGCUGUUGUGUAAUGUAUUAUUUAAUAUAGAUAAUUACAAAAAAUUCUCUAUCCUGGUUACAAAGGGCGGAUCUUUACUUUUAAAUUUUCUUCUUACAGUAUUAUAGUAAUAACUUUUUGUUUCUGAUGAGCAGCAGCAUUUUUGUGAUGCUUUUGGGAGGCUGCUUUAUAAAUCUUAAAUUAUUGUUGUUUGGUUUUGAAGAUAAAUUCUUAAUUUUCUAUCUGUCAUGGAACAGAAUCUCAACUGGAUGAUUCAAGAUUACUAUUUUUAUAUUAUACAUCCAAAUUUAGAGGGCAAAUUGAAGAAUUGAAAUGUAGAAUCAUACAGUAAUUGGCCACUUCUGUAAGCUUUAAUAUUGUUGUAGAAAAGCUCACCUUUUGGUUAUCUAAUUCACUUAAUGACAGCAGGAAUAACCUUGGUUUAUAAGAGAAAUGUUUCUUACUUCCUAGAACCUCCUAGUAAUCGUUACAAGUUACAUAAUGUGCAUCCACACUCAUGGGCAUGGGAGAGUACUUACAAAUGUAGAGAUUUGAGAGGCUUAUAUCUAUUUCAGAUAAUCCCAUAAUACUUGAAAAUUACUUGGCCUAUAUCAAAGAUAAUAAAUAGCAAAAGAUAGAGCAGUUCGCGAUAUAGUAGAACGCCUCAUGAGGGCGUCCAUGAAAGCAAUUUUCCUCCAUCUGAACGGCGGCACUAUAUCUUUGAUUGGUUGGAUUGGUGUUGGAUAACUCUCUCAUUCGUUUGUUUUCAUUAGUUUCUCCACACCAUGAAACAAUUUUCCUCCAUUUUAGAGAGGGCGGACGUUCCAUCAAAUUUAAUGCAAACUACGCGAAGAGCUCAUUCUUCUGCUAUUUAUGUUCUUUGCAUAGAUAGAUCUACUAUCUGUAUUUAAAUAUCGGAUAAGCUUCAGCAUUGGAUGAUUGGAUUCAAACUUGGCAGGAUGCAAUAUGGCAAAUAGUGUAUAAGACGGUUCCUACUUUUUGUACCAUGUGACUAUUCCCCCAUCGGACAGACCUGGACCCUCAUCAUCCAACACCAUGACAAGGUUGUUGGACCAACAAUUAAUUUGCCUAUCUAAAUAACGUUAACUUGACUGCCAAUCUCUAAUAUUGUGGUUUAAAACCACAAUUUGAGCCUUACUUAGCCAUAAAAAUCUCCCCAUGAACCCUACUAGGGAUGUUUAGCUUUAUCUUGCUAUGCUGAGUCAAACACUGUUUUAAACAAGAAAAUUGCUAUUUAAAUAGAACCAUUCUUUGUUUUGUUAACAACAUGAGAAUAUCAGUGUGGCGAAUUGUGGAUAUGCUAUUGGCAGAAAUGAUAAUAAUAAGUAAAUAAAUAAAUAUUGUAAUGUAUGUAUGUCUGUGAAAUCUAAUAAUAAUGUUUUGAUUUAUCCUUGAACAAGAAUCUCAAAGCACUUCCCACACCUUGGUCAUUGGAUUCAUUAACUGGGAAAUUUAGCACAAAGUGCAAAAUUUCUCCCUAUCAGAUAGUGCCGACCACAGCCAACCUCCCUUCCAUUUGUGUAAUUGAAAAUAUGUUAGUAACCUUUACUUUUAGAUAAUACCUACUUUGUAGUUCUAACAUUCCUAAUUAAAACUUUAUGCAUAUUAAUUUUUGUUGUUUGCAUCACAUUCUUUGUUUCAUACCAUCCAUUAAACUUAACAUAUAAAUUUAAUUAAGUUAAUAAUGCUACUAAACUGAGCUUCCAUUGGUAGGCCUAUCCUGUAUUUCUUUCAUAAAGGCAAACUUAAAUAAAUGCAUAUGUGUUUGUUUAUAUAUUUUAUGUACUCUAUGUUGUAAAAUCAUGGAGUAUAACAACUGAGAACAUAGAUUUCACUAGAUAUAUUUAUAAUAAAUUUUAGGAAUUCAAAACAUUUUAAGGCAUCCUGUAGUUGGCAUGUGAUUGCUGUUGGACAUGGUUUUUUAAAUAAAAUAUAAAGGAAUUCAACUUUCCAUAUUUAAUAAAUCAUUAUUGAUGUCAUUUAAAACUUAAUAUAAAAAUGAUGUGUUUUUAUGUCAACAAUAAUGUGCACCCUAUAAUAUGUAGACUCUAAUCAUGUACUGCAUGAAAAAAAUCUAUUCUAGAUUACCCACCAAACUCAUUGCCCUUUAUAUUCUUGCCUUGAGUAUAUUGCAUUGUUUAAUAAUUAAAGACAUAAUUAUGCCAUAUGUUUUAUUUCCAAAAACCAGAUAAGUUUUAUUUUCAUAAAAAAGGACAGGUUAUUCAUUCAAGGCAAAAGAGAUUUAUCCGUGUAUUAGGUUUGUUAAUAUUAUGGCUAAUAUAAUUAUAUUUUAUAAUAGAGCGACUUGUCUGUACAAAACAUUAUUAUCCUAAGGAUAAUAUUUUAAUUUGUUUGAGCAUUGAUGACAUUAAAUUGAUGUACUAUAAUUGGAGUUUUUGUACUGUAAAACUAUGUGAAAGCAACUGUAAAGUUCUGUAGUACAAUACUGCACAGUAGCUUUUGGAUUGAUUAUUUAAAUCCCUGCAUCAUUUUGAUACUGCACAAAGGUUCAGAUACAGAUCAUAACUUUAUCUUGGUUUUAAUAUUACUGGUAUAUGAUUUUAAAUUACGAGUUAAUUUGGAGACUUUGUAUUCAAGUAGGAUAUGAAUUCCAUACUCACAUUUUUUGUGAUUUUACGUCCCACCUUAACCCAAUACUGCUGAGAAAACAAGUCAUAAAACGAUCAAACAUUUGUACAAUUUUAUCAAUGUCUAAUGUUAAAACAAGAUACAGUAGAGUAUAAGAGGCUUCUUUGUGUAGAUGUUCACUGUUAGACAGUAGGUUUCUUACUUCUUGAUUAAUUUAUAUUAUUUGAAGGCAGAUAUUAUGCAAAUACAUAUUUUAGGCUUCUGGAGAAAUCAAAGGUCAAAUGUUGAAAACUAUGAUGCUACUGAUUUUAACAAUAAUGAUGCAUGUAAUCCUAACUGAAUUUAAUCUUCUUUGUAGUGCUGUUGAAGUUGUCAGUAUAAGGAGAAGCUUAAAAAACAAUUUUUAAUUAUUAAUCACACAAGUAGUGCUUGAGAUGUAAUAUUCUCAUAUUGUAUUUCAAAUUAGCUUGUGUGAGCUUUUUAAAUUGUUGCGUAACUGUAAUGUGUAGGUCAGAUGUAAUGGCACAGUAGCUAAUACAAUUAUUCAAUAAAUGCUAUAUAAAUGUUA